AUGAAAGUAAUAUUUUUAUUAAUAUUAUUAAUUUUAUUAAAAAUUGUUAAAAGUUAUGAAUGUAAUUGUAUAUUAAAAGAAUAUUGUAAACCAUUAGAAGUUGGUGAGAGAAUAGAAUUUAUUGGAUUUUCAUUUAAUUCAACAGGAAAUUAUUUGAAUUAUGAUUAUUAUUCAGUUACAACUAUUGCAAUUUCAUAUCAAUCUAAUUACGAUAUACCAGAAGAAUUAGUUUGUAAAUCACAUGAAAAUAGAGUAAGAUUAGUUUGGUCUGCAAUUAUUUCAAAUAAUCAAAUAUCAAAUGAAACCUAUAGAAAUCAAUUUAUUGAUUCCAUUGUUGAGACAAUUCAAAAGGAAAAUAUGGAUGGAGUAAUAUAUGAAUUAGAUAAUCCAAAUGAUUUAACCAUUGAAAAUAGUGAUUACUUUACAGAAAUAAUUAAAAAAACAUAUCAAAAAUUGAAAUUGAUCAAUUGGAAUUAUCAAAUUUCUGCAAAAUUUCCAUUUUCACCAAAUAUUGAUUUUUCGUAUAAUUACCCUGAAAUUUCAUAUUACAGUGAUUAUUUAGUUAUAAUGGAUUAUAAUAUUGGUAGUAGAGUUUCAAAUGAUGGUAACUAUUGUUUAGCAGGCUCAAAUUCACCAAAUCCUUUGAUUGAGCAAGGUGUUCACAAUUUCACAUCAAUGGGUAUUCCUGGUGAAAGAUUGGUUUUAACAUAUCCAUGGUUUGGUUUAGAUUUUAUUUGUUUCAAUGGUAAUUUAUCAAGUGUAGAUUGUUUAGUUACUAAAAGUGAAAAUGUUAGUUGUAAUGAUAUCAAUUCAAUUUCAAAUCAAAUAAGUUAUGGUGAAAUAUUAAAGAUUCUAAAUGAUGAUAACAUUAUAAAUGGUGGAAUAAAUUGGAAUUCUCAAAGUAAAUCAGUAUUUUUCAAUUAUUAUGAUAAACAAGGUAUCCUUCACCAAAUUCAUUUUGAUAAUCCAAAAUCACUCUUUAUAAAAGUAUUUUUAACAAAAAGAUUAAAAGCAAAAGGUAUUGCUGCUCAAAGCAUGGAUAAUUUGGAUUUUAAUGAUUUAGUAAAUUCAUAUAAUAUGUUUGAUACAAUGGCUUAUUUUUUCAUGUAA
This is a messenger RNA of Dictyostelium discoideum AX4, 1110 nucleotides long. RefSeq names its product glycoside hydrolase family 18 protein. The coding region runs from base 1 to 1110 and encodes 369 amino acids. Gene Ontology annotation, molecular function: chitin binding; hydrolase activity, acting on glycosyl bonds. The transcript has a single exon. Lineage: Eukaryota; Evosea; Eumycetozoa; Dictyosteliales; Dictyosteliaceae. Gene Ontology annotation, biological process: carbohydrate metabolic process; carbohydrate derivative catabolic process. The record is from RefSeq and is a predicted model, not a curated record. Gene Ontology annotation, cellular component: lysosome.